CGGUGAAGCCGCGGGAGCUCGCACGGGGCGGGGCCUGGGGCUCCUGCAGUGCUCCCGCCUCCUCCGGCAGCGCUGGUCGCUGCGCUGAGCGCCCGAGCGAGCCCGGCCCCGAGCACCAGGAAGCGCUGGGCCGCCUGAAGCACGGGGGGUGGGGCAUAGUUGUCAGGUCCGAAAUAGGAAAUAAUCCUCUUGGAAGCUCAAAAUGAUGAUAUCGGAAGCUCAACGCGGUCGUAUUUCCUGAAAAGCUACGUGCAUAAGCAUGCCGCUAAGUAUGCAAAUAAGUCUUCUUGUGGACUUGCUCUUGCUCACCCUAACUCUCAGUGAGCGAGCGAGCGAGCGAGCACGGGGUCGUCACAGAUGAACCAGGUCUUUGGAGGCAAGCAGUCUGAAGAAGGUCCCGAUAGCAAACCCAGAAGUCUUGCCUGGCAGAGGAAGCACCGCGCGUCUGAAGGCAGUUUUCCGUUCAAUAUGUUAUUGAACACUGACCAAGUAAACCUAAUUGGACAAGUGUUUGAAUCCUACGUUUUGGAAUAUCACAAAAAUGACAUUUUACAUAUCUUAAGAGAGCAAGAUGAUGAGAAACAUUAUCCAAUUGUUGUUGAUGCCCUGACUCUUUUUGAGACCAAUAUGGAAAUUGGAGAGUAUUUCAAUGCAUUUCCGAAUGAAGUGCUUCCUAUUUUUGACAAUGCAUUACGCAGAGCAGCUGUGGCAGCUCUGCAGCCCACUUCCCAGAAUCAUGGUGUUAGCAUCAAGCAGAAUCUUCAUGCCAGGAUAUCAGGUUUGCCUGUUUGUCCAGAGCUAACCAGAGAACAUAUCCCUAAAACCAGAGAUGUGGGUCACUUCUUGUCUGUUACUGGUACUGUUAUUCGUACUAGUUUAGUGAAGGUCCUGGAGUUCGAGCGGAAUUAUAUAUGUAAUAAAUGCAAACAUGUAUUUGUUGUAAAGGCUGAUUUUGAGCAGUACUAUGCUUUCUGUCGUCCAUCAGCCUGCCCAAAUGAAGAAGGCUGCAACUCAUCCAAAUUCACUUGUGUCUCAGGAACAAACGCUGCUCCCACCAGUUGCAGAGACUAUCAAGAAAUCAAAAUUCAAGAACAGGUUCAAAGACUAUCUGUUGGAAGCAUUCCUCGCUCUAUGGUGGUUGUCUUGGAAGAUGAUUUAGUGGAUAGUUGCAAGUCUGGUGAUGACAUCACAGUGUAUGGAGUGGUAAUGCAGAGAUGGAAACCUUUCCAUCAGGAUGUGCGCUGUGACCUUGAGAUUGUUUUGAAAGCCAAUUACAUUAAAGUAAAUAAUGAACAACUAGCAGGAGUUAUAAUUGAUGAGGAGGUCCGCAAGGAAUUUGAAGACUUCUGGGAAAAACAUAAGAGUAAUCCCUUAGCAGGGAGGAAUGAAAUCUUGGCUAGCUUGUGUCCUCAGGUGUUUGGGUUAUACCUAGUGAAGCUUGCUGUUGCUAUGGUACUUGCUGGAGGCGUGCAAAGGACUGAUGCUGUAGGAACUCGAGUGAGAGGUGAAUCGCAUCUUUUGUUGGUUGGAGACCCUGGAACAGGAAAAUCUCAAUUUUUGAAGUAUGCAGUAAAGAUUAUGGCACGAUCGGUGCUUACUGCAGGGAUUGGUUCUACAAGUGCAGAGGGGCCAGGCAGUGAGCGUGGGGGAGUCGCCAGCCAGGGAGAGCCUAAGACUGCCUUAUCUGCUUAUCUUCUCAAACCUAGAGCCCAAGCCUGCCCUCAUCCACAUCUAUCUUUCACACUUUACUUAUCUCCUCACACUUCCUGCAUCACCCUGGUUGAGAAUGACCAGUUCACACUGUUAGGAUUUAAAGGCUCAGGUAGCCUAUGGCUUUGUUCAGUGGGCUUAGAACAGGGGUGGGCAAAAUGCAGCCCACAGGCCGGAUGCAGCCCGCCAGACCAGUCUAUCUGGCCCACAGGGCCCCUAAAAAAUUUAGAAAAUUAAUAUUCAUCUGCCUGUGGCUGCAUGUGGCCCUCAAUGGCUUGCCAAAACUCAGUAAGAGGCCCUCUGCCUGAAAUAAUUGCCUGGCUCUGGCUUAGAAAGACUGCUUGGCUAAAAGGGGUUUUGAAAGCCUAGUAGUAAUUAACAUAAUUGCUCUUCUUUGGCUUAUAUCAAACUGGAGGAACAGGGGGGGUUAUCUGCAGAUAAUGGCUUACUUCAGGGUUUUCCAACCUUUUUGGAUCAGUGUAACCCCAGCAGCCAGACACAGAGCAGGGUGGGGGGUACUGCACGGCCAGACACAGAGCGGCAGAAGCCGCUGCACACAAGCUUCCCUCACCCCUGUGAUCAGCCAGGUGGGCAGCACCUGCAUGGCAGUGCAAGAUAUUGUGCAGCAGCGCACCAUCCCUACCCACCUGACUGUACCCCUCAAGGCCUUUUCAAGUACCCCGGUUGACAACCCCUGGCUUACUUAACCAUUAUAGAUGUUAGUGCAUUAUGUGAAAGGGAGAUGAAACCAAUCGGGAUGAUACUGUACAGUGUAAAACACUGUUCAGUCCAAUUAAGUCUUACUGCCUCCACAAAUUCUUCCUGUACAGCUGCUAUUUUUCCAUAAAGUAGGUAAGAGCUCUUUGGAACACUAAUUUCUUGUGUCCAGUAUCUAGCUUAUGCAGUGAGAUGAUGUGUUGAUUAACUGUGUCAAACUAGCUCAGCUACCACUAACUUGUAGGUAUGAUGGCUCAAUUUAGUUCCUUUUCAUCUCUUUUAAGAAGUCUUUGAACUAAUAGUAGAUAGCUUCUGAUUGCUUCUUACUUCAGUGGUAUAAGGAUUGGGAACCUUAUUACCAUAGUAUUAAACCAAAUCAAACUUAAUUAGUCUACCGACCCUUAAACACAACUAAAGUUACUUGCAUGCAUCCAUUUAGAAGACCAGAUCUUUUGUUUAUAAAGAAUAGGACAGUGACUGAAAACUGAGAAUUUCAUUCUGGCUCUAGGUCUUGUACAGUUAGUGCAAAAGAAAGUAAAAUAAAAUGGCAGAAUGAAAGACAAAUGUGUGUGCAUAAUACACAUUUGGAAAAACUCAUGUAUAUGCAAGUUAAAAAUUAAAAGAUUUAAGUAUCACUGGUUCUGGGUACUCAUUCUAAGUAGCAAUAAUUGCAUUAGUUAUUUUAAUAAUGUCUAUGAAUUUGUGUUAACCUUCAAAAUUGGUAUGAGUUCUGGCUCUGACUGUUCUUAAAUACAAAGUAAGGAACUAUUCAUGUAGAUUUGGAUUAGUUCAUUCAGAUUAUACCCUUUCUGGCUUUACAUAAAAAAAAAUUAUUAAAAAAUCACGUGCAUUUAAAAAUGAAAACAAUCUCACAGAAGCCAUUAGAAACAUACUCUUACUACUUAGAGCACCUGCAUUUUUAUUAAAGGCAGGAAGAUAAGAGAAAAGGCCCAAUUUGUAUUCAAAGCCAUACUGCUACUUAUCAUAGAAUUUAUCUUUCUGUGAGGAUUUAGAACCUAAACAAGUCAGUGUCUAUGGUUAUAAGCCCACAGUGACCUACAUUCUUAAAAGGAUGAUUACAAACGUCCUAUCAAUUCUAAGUGUGUAUCAUCUUUUUAUACUUUUACCUUGUCUGGUAUAAUAAGGCUGAGGAUUUUAGAAACAGCUAUAUAUUACUGUUGUACAGAUAUGACACAUUUUAUAAAUUACAGCCUGGUCCUCUCUCUUUUAAGAUGCUGUCAGGUAACAUGUUUCUGGUACAUUCUCUGAAACUAGUAUUGUGUUUUUGUGUGUACAGUGUCUUGCACAAGUGGACCAGAAUUUGAAAUCUGUACCAACAAGUACUACCUCAAUACAAAAAUAACACUGUAUAUGAUUUUUUUUUUUUUUAUGAAGCUAUAGGAAGAUAAAGCAUUUCAUCCCCUUAUUGCUAGCUACACAUACCGUGUGAAUAGUCUUAAGAAAAGUGAUGACUAUGCCAAGCAGUGAUUGUACAUGAUAAUCCUGUAGGGAGCAUUUUUUUUUUUAAAUAUAAGAAUUUGCUCUUCCUAUUGAAGUGUAAGUAUUGGCUUAGCUUACACAAUUGGUUGGAAAGUUUUACGCAACUAUCUGCAUAGUUCAAAGAGUUCUUUGCUGCACCCACCUACUCCAAAUGAAAUAUUGUUCUUAAUAGACUAUAUGAUGUGACUAAAUAGCAGCAGCAGAACAUUAAAAAAAAAAAAAAAAAAAAAAAA
Molecule: messenger RNA, 4160 nt
Organism: Alligator sinensis (Chinese alligator)
Lineage: Eukaryota; Metazoa; Chordata; Crocodylia; Alligatoridae
Gene: MCM9
Product: minichromosome maintenance 9 homologous recombination repair factor
Exons: 8
Coding region: 358-1947 (529 amino acids)
Biological process (GO): double-strand break repair via homologous recombination
Cellular component (GO): nucleus; MCM complex
Molecular function (GO): ATP binding; single-stranded DNA helicase activity; single-stranded DNA binding
Source: RefSeq, a predicted model, not a curated record